UUUACAAACGAAGUAUCCGUUUUCCCUCCAAUUUUAUUGGCAGUUUACGUUGUCUUGUGUUUUUGUUUUGUCAAGUUUUAAUUGCUUUCUUCAGUUUUCUAUGUUAAAUUAAAAGUUAAAACUACCUUAGGUCGCUGUCGGUAAAUUAAACUAAUUGUUAGUAUAAUUUACAGAAGAAGUGUUUUAAAAGUUACCUUUUGGUAAAAUGGAAAUUGACGAUUUACCAUACAGAGUAGAAUAUGCUAAAAGCGGCAGGUCCAAAUGCAAAGGAUGUAAAGAAGGAAUUGAAAAGGAACAUUUAAGACUUGCCGUUAUGAUUCAAUCUCCAGUGUUUGAUGGAAAACAACCCAAUUGGUACCAUAUCAAUUGUUUUUUUGUAAAACAACGGCCAAAAGAAGUUUCAGAUAUUGCACAUUUUGAAUCAAUAAAAUGGGACGAUCAACAAAUAAUAAAGACAAAAUUAGAAUCUUUAGUUGGUACUCCUGCACAAGAAACCAAAAAAAAAAAAAAUGCCAUUAACAGAAAAAUAAAUCAAGAUUUUAACGUAGAAUAUGCUAAAUCAGGUAGAGCAGUUUGUUGUGGAUGUCAGGAUAAAAUAGUUAAAGAUGAUUUACGUAUAGGUAAAAUGGAUUAUGAAAGUGAAGAAGCUCGUCGUUUUGGUGGAAUUAAUAGAUGGCACCAUUUGGAAUGUUUUACUAAGUUAAGGACUGAAUUAGGGUUUUUGGGUUAUGGUUGCACCUUAUCUGGGUACUCAAGCUUGAAAGUUGAAGAUAAAAAUCAGUUACGAAAUCUGCUACCUGGUAUAGCCAAUCUAACUACUUCUACCAACAGUACAGAUAAUACUGAUUCACCAGGUCCAAGUAAAAAACUAAAGAUUGACAAUGAAAAUAUGGAAUCAAAUAUAAAAAAACAAAAUAUUUUGAUAUUUAAAUAUCGAGAUUAUUUAAAAACAUUAAAUUCGAAAGUUUGGAAACAUCUUUUGGAGUAUAAUAAACAAGAAAUUCCCAGUUCAAAUAAUGAUGCAACUUUAGAUAGAUUAUCAGAUGCAAUGUCUUUUGGAACAUUACUGCCCUGUGAUGAAUGCAAAGGUCAAUUAGUGUUCAGAAGUGGUGUUGGAUAUCAUUGUUUAGGAUACAAGAAUGAAUGGUUAAAAUGUGAAAAAGUCUUUUCCGAUCCACCCAGAGUUAAAUUUGAGAUUCCUUCCCAUAUCCUUGAAAAUGAUAAAUUUUUGAGUUCAUACAAAUGUAAGAUUCAGAAACGAGUUUUUUCUGAAAAUAAAAAAUCUUCAUCGUCCGCAUCAUCAACAACAAACGAUAAGGGAGUGGCUAGAGUUACACGUAUUUUACCAUUAAGAAAUAUGGAGUUUACAACUAUUUACAAAGGUCCAGAAUUAAAAAAUUUGAAACUUAAAAUACCAAAAUAUGGUGGUACAUUAGUAUCGCAGUGCACAGAUUCAACAGCAGCGGUUUUUUCAAAUGCAGAAAGCGUUGGAAAAAAAUCUGUUAAAAUGAAAGAAGCCCAGGAAAAUAAUAUUGAAAUUGUUGAACCUACAGAAUUCUUUGAUGCUAUUGAUAAAGGUAGCAAUGCUAUAGAUGUAAUAACUGAGAAAAAUUUAGCCCCUUGGGGUGGAGAUAGUAGUAAGGUUAAAACACGAAUCGAAAAGAGACAAAAAGAGUUGGAAGCAAUAAAUAGUUUAAAAAGUGGUGUGAAAAGUAAAUCAUUUGGGAAAAGCAUGUAUGAAAAAAGUGUGCCCACUAGUAUUAAGCUGACAUUAAAAGGAGGAGUUGCUGUAGAGCCACAGUCUGAACUACAACAUAAGGCUCAUGUGUACAAGCAUAAUAAUGUAGUAUGGAAUGCAAAUUUAUGCCUAUCAGAUGUACAGAGUGGUAAAAAUUCCUACUAUAAGAUACAAUUACUUGAGUCUGAUAACAAAAACAGUUCUAGGUAUUGGGUUUUUCGUUCCUGGGGGAGAAUUGGUACAACUAUAGGAGGUUUCAAAACUGUUGAGCAUGAAACAUUAGAAGAUGCUAAAACGGAAUUUGAAUAUUAUUAUGAAGACCAGACUGGAAAUUUAUGGAAAAAUAAAAAUAGUUUUGUUAAAAUUGCGGGUAAAAAAGUACCUGUUGAUACUGAUUAUGGUCAGGACGAAACUAAAUCUUUAGAUACAUUUAGUAAUUUGAAAUGCAAGUUACCCGAUCCUGUUCAAAAACUCAUACGUUUGCUUUUUGAUGUCGAAGCAAUGAAAAGAGUCAUGUAUGAAUUUGAAUUGGAUUUACAAAAGAUGCCAUUGGGAAAGUUGAGCCGGAAACAAAUGCAACUUGCCUACACUACAUUGACCAAUUUAAAUAAUAUCAUGGACUCUGAUGAAGAAUGUAAUAAGCAAGGAAAAAUCAUUGAGACAACUAAUAGAUUUUACACAUUGAUACCGCAUGAUUUUGGUAUUAAGAAUCCACCACUAAUUAAUACCAAAGAAAUUCUCAACGAGAAAUUGGAAAUAAUUACUAAUUUAAUGGAAAUUGAAAUUGCUUAUAAUAUGAUGGAUGAUAAAUGUUCCAAAGAUUCUACAUUACAUCCUCUUGACUCCCAUUAUUUAAAACUAAAUUCUGUUAUAGAAGUAUUAGACUCUAAGAUGAAUGAGUUUUCAAUUAUUGAACAGUAUAUAAGAAACACUCAUGCUGAAACUCAUGGAACAUAUACAUUGGACAUUAAAGAUGUGUUUAAAGUGGUCAGGUCUGGAGAAGAAAAGCGUUUUAAACCAUUUAAAAAAUUGCACAAUCGUAAAAUGUUGUGGCAUGGUUCUCGUGUUACAAAUUUUGCUGCUAUACUUUCUCAAGGUUUACGUAUUGCUCCUAAAGAAGCUCCUGUGACUGGUUAUAUGUUUGGAAAGGGUAUAUAUUUUGCCGAUAUGGUCUCAAAGUCUGCAAAUUAUUGUAUGGCAACGCACACCAAUAAUAGUGGUUUAUUAUUAUUGUGUGAAGUAGCACUAGGAAAUAUGGAUGAACACAAGCAAAGUCAUUAUGUUGAGAAACUACCAGCUGGAAAGCACAGUUGUAAGGGUAUUGGCAGGACUAUGCCUAAUCCAGCUGAAUCAAUUUUGAUUGAUGACAAAGUCGAAGUACCGCUUGGGAAACCAGUUCCUUCAAAUGUUAAUGACACCGUGUUGUUGUACAAUGAAUUUAUUGUUUAUGACAUCUCUCAAGUAAAAAUUCGUUACAUGGUAAAAGUGGAUUUCAAUUUUCAAUACUAGUGAUAUACAUUUUAAUGUUUGUUUAUUGAUACUAUUAUUUGUGUGUUAUAAAAUUAAAACUUUCUCAUUAUUUUUAUCACUUAAUUUUUUUAGACUUAAAAAAGUUUUUUUAUUUAAGUUAUAAAUUGUUUUUUUUCGCAUAUACUUAUUGGUUAUUAAUUGUAAAGAAUACAAUUAUAUCUUAUUCUUAAAAAAAUGUUAAUU
Messenger RNA from Adelges cooleyi (spruce gall adelgid), 3451 nucleotides. It is a transcript of the gene Parp1, whose product is annotated as poly [ADP-ribose] polymerase. Gene Ontology annotation, cellular component: nucleus. The transcript has 19 exons. The record is from RefSeq and is a predicted model, not a curated record. Bases 206 to 3247 code for a protein of 1013 amino acids. Lineage: Eukaryota; Metazoa; Arthropoda; Insecta; Hemiptera; Adelgidae. Gene Ontology annotation, molecular function: NAD+ poly-ADP-ribosyltransferase activity; NAD binding; DNA binding.